Molecule: messenger RNA, 4055 nt
Organism: Homo sapiens (human)
Lineage: Eukaryota; Metazoa; Chordata; Mammalia; Primates; Hominidae
Product: putative POM121-like protein 1-like
Exons: 1
Coding region: 1-3501 (1166 amino acids)
Source: RefSeq, a predicted model, not a curated record
AUGCCUGAGCAGCACAAGGACCCCAGAGUCCAAGAAAAUCCUGAUGAUCAGAGAACGGUCCCCGAGGUCACCGGGGAUGCACGGUCUGCAUUUUGGCCCCUGCGGGACAAUGGAGGCCCCUCUCCCUUUGUGCCCAGGCCCGGGCCUCUGCAGACAGACCUCCACGCCCAGAGCUCAGAAAUCAGAUAUAACCACACAUCCCAGACAUCCUGGACGAGCUCGAGCACCAAACGAAAUGCCAUCUCCAGCUCCUACAGCUCCACGGGAGGCUUGCCGGGGCUAAAGCAGAGGAGGGGGCCAGCCUCAUCCCGCUGCCAGCUGACCCUCAGUUACUCAAAGACAGUGAGUGAGGACAGGCCUCAGGCUGUCUCUUUGGGUCACACACGGUGUGAAAAGGGGGCAGAUACAGCACCAGGGCAGACAAUCGCCCCAACGGGUGGCUCCCCCAGAUCCCAGGACUCUAGGCCCCGUAGACGCAAGAUUCCCCUGCUGCCACGCAGGCGAGGGGAGCCUUUGAUGCUGCCACCUCCCUUAGAGCUGGGGUACCGGGUCACGGCUGAAGACCUGCACCUGGAAAAAGAGACGGCAUUCCAGCGCAUCAACAGUGCACUGCACGUUGAGGACAAGGCCAUCCCGGACUGCAGACCCUCACGGCCUUCCCACACUUUGUCCUCACUUGCAACAGGGGCUUCGGGUGGGCCUCCCGUUUCUAAAGCACCCACUAUGGAUGCACAGCAGGACAGACCCAAGUCCCAAGACUGCCUGGGCCUAGUGGCCCCCCUAGCAUCUGCUGCAGAGGUCCCCGCUACAGCUCCCGUGUCUGGGAAGAAGCACAGACCACCAGGACCCCUGUUCUCCUCCUCAGAUCCCCUUCCUGCCAACUCUUCCCACUCCCGGGACUCAGCCCAGGUCACCUCGAUGAUUCCUGCCCCCUUCACAGCUGCAAGCAGGGAUGCCGGCAUGAGAAGAACAAGGUCGGCUCCUGCAGCUGCCGCAGCAGCCCCUCCCCCCUCCACAUUGAACCCCACGUCGGGGUCACUACUCAAUGCAGUGGAUGGAGGCCCCUCACAUUUCUUGGCCUCAGCCACAGCUGCAGCACGUGCCCAGAGGUCAGAAGUGAGAUAUAACCAGAGAUCCCAGACCUCCCGGACCAGAUCCUGCCUCAAACGAAAUGCCAGCUCCAGCUCCCACAGCUCUACGGAAGGCCUCCAGGAAGUAAAGCGGAGGAGGGGGCCAGCCUCAUCCCACUGCCAGCUGGCCCUCAGUUCCUCAAACACAGUGAGUGAGGACGGACCUCAGGCUGUCUCUUCGGGUCACCGCUGUGAAAACAAGGCAGGUACAGCACCAGGGCAGACACUUGCCCCCAGGGGUGGCUCCCCCAGAUCCCAGGCCUCUAGGCCCCACAUCAACACUGCACUGCACGUUGAGGACAAGGCCAUCUCGGACUGCAGACCCUCACGGCCUUCCCACACUUUGUCCUCACUUGCAACAGGGGCUUCGGGUGGGCCUCCCGUUUCUAAAGCACCCACUAUGGAUGCACAGCAGGACAGACCCAAGUCCCAAGACUCCCUGGGCCUACUGGCCCCCCUAGCAUCUGCUGCAGAGGUCCCCUCUACAGCUCCCGUGUCUGGGAAGAAGCACAGACCACCAGGACCCCUGUUCUCCUCCUCAGAUCCCCUUCCUGCCACCUCUUACCACUCCCGGGACACAGCACAGGUCACCUCGCUGAUUCCUGCCACCUUCACAGCUGCAAGCAGGGAUGCCGGCAUGAGAAGAACAAGGUCGGCUCCUGCAGCUGCCACAGCAGCCCCUCCCCCCUCCACAUUGAACAACACGUCGGGGUCACUACUCAAUGCAGUGGAUGGAGGCCCCUCACAUUUCUUGGCCUCAGCCACAGCUGCAGCACGUGCCCAGAGGUCAGAAGUGAGAUAUAACCAGAGAUCCCAGACCUCCCGGACCAGAUCCUGCCUCAAACGAAAUGCCAGCUCCAGCUCCAGCUCCCACAGCUCUACGGAAGGCCUCCAGGAACUAAAGCGGAGGAGGGGGCCAGCCUCAUCCCACUGCCAGCUGGCCCACAGUUCCUCAAACACAGUGAGUGAGGACGGACCUCAGGCUGUCUCUUCGGGUCACCGCUGUGAAAACAAGGCAGGUACAGCACCAGGGCAGACACUCGCCCCCAGGGGAGGCUCCCCCAGAUCCCAGGCCUCUAGGCCCCACAUCAACAGUGCACUGUACGUUGAGGACAAGGCCAUCUCGGACUGCAGACCCUCACGGCCUUCCCACACUUUGUCCUCACUUGCAACAGGGGCUUCGGGUGGGCCUCCCGUUUCUAAAGCACCCACUAUGGACGCACAGCAGGACAGACCCAAGUCCCAAGACUGCCUGGGCCUAGUGGCCCCCCUAGCAUCUGCUGCAGAGGUCCCCUCUACAGCUCCCGUGUCUGGGAAGAAGCACAGACCACCAGGACCCCUGUUCUCCUCCUCAGAUCCCCUUCCUGCCAACUCUUCCCACUCCCGGGACUCAGCCCAGGUCACCUCGCUGAUUCCUGCCACCUUCACAGCUGCAAGCAGGGAUGCCGGCAUGAGAAGAACAAGGCCUGGCACCUCGGCUCCUGCAGCUGCCGCAGCAGCCCUUCCCCCCUCCACAUUGAACCCCACGUCGGGGUCGCUACUCAAUGCAGUGGAUGGAGGCCCCUCACAUUUCUUGGCCUCAGCCACAGCUGCAGCACGUGCCCAGAGGUCAGAAGUGAGAUAUAACCAGAGAUCCCAGACCUCCCGGACCAGAUCCUGCCUCAAACGAAAUGCCAGCUCCAGCUCCCACAGCUCUACGGAAGGCCUCCAGGAACUAAAGCGGAGGAGGGGGCCAGCCUCAUCCCACUGCCAGCUGGCCCACAGUUCCUCAAACACAGUGAGUGAGGACGGACCUCAGGCUGUCUCUUCGGGUCACCGCUGUGAAAACAAGGCAGGUACAGCACCAGGGCAGACACUCGCCCCCAGGGGUGGCUCCCCCAGAUCCCAGGCCUCUAGGCCCCGCAUCAACAGUGCACUGCACGUUGAGGACAAGGCCAUCUCGGACUGCAGACCCUCACGGCCUUCCCACACUUUGUCCUCACUUGCAACAGGGGCUUCGGGUGGGCCUCCCGUUUCUAAAGCACCCACUAUGGAUGCACAGCAGGACAGACCCAAGUCCCAAGACUGCCUGGGCCUACUGGCCCCCCUAGCAUCUGCUGCAGAGGUCUCCUCUACAGCUCCCGUGUCUGGGAAGAAGCACAGACCACCAGGACCCCUGUUCUCCUCCUCAGAUCCCCUUCCUGCCACCUCUUCCCACUCCGGGGACUCAGCCCAGGACACCUCGCUGAUUCCUGCCCCCUUCACACCUGCAAGCAGGGAUGCCGGCAUCAGAAGAAUGUUUCGUGUUCGAAAUUGUUUGAGGGGUUUGGGUUUAUUUUUGUUGGUUUUUUCUUUUUUUUUUUUGCUUACGUGGGCAUCCUUCAGCUUUUAAUAAUCUGAAAAAUUCUAUUUACCCAUUGUCAAUGUGUAUAAAUUAAUCUCAGUCAAUUUUAUACAAUAAAAGGUGAACUUUUAUCCAUCAAACAAUAAUUUAACAAAAAAUGUACCGGAAGAAGAAUGUUCAUUACAAAUAUAGGAAACAUAAAUAUUACCAAAUAUUGGCAAGCACUAAAAUGUUCAGAAAUAUAAGUCUAUUACAGUUAUAGCUCUCUCAAGCAAAAAAACAGCAGAGAAAAACUUAGUUUUCCUGAGGGGCUAUUUAUUUACUUAGGGAUUUGUUAAAAGGUCAAAUGGGGUCACACAGAAUACUAAGAAGAGCUGUUCACCCAGGCCUCACUAAGAACUCUUCUUCAUGCAGUAGCUAUAUAGUAAUAUGACAACUGCUCCUACGACCCAAAGAGGAACUACAGCAACUACUCUUUAGCAUCUGUUGCUCCCAACUCUGCUUUGCAAUUAUAUGACUCAAGCAUUCUGGCUCCGUUAACUAUUACUGCUGUUACUCCCAAGUAAAUUCCCUCUAAAAAAUAAAAAUUUUUAAAGCUGUAA